AGUUUACAGCGAUGCACGCACAGUACCAAUGACACCUGUGUCUCCGAUGAUAGAAUGCUAAAGAGAAAAUGUCAUCUUCUCAUACGACGGAGUUAACUGAGCAAUUGGUUAAAGACUAUGCGAAUUAUGCAAAAGUGAACUGGGAUAAUCAGAUGAAAAGUGUCCGCGAUAUCAUAGAGGAUACUUUAAUACGGCUGGAGGAAUUUCAAUCGAUUGUUGCAAUGGUGGAAAAUAGCAACGCCGAAUGUAUGCAGCAGCAUCUUCCAAAGUUACAGCACAUGAAGGAUGGUAUGGCAACUCUUCGUAAGCGGAUAGAUUCAUUAGAGCAUGUUGUUGCAAUGGCCAAUAUGAAUUUAAGUACAUUAGAAGCUGCCGUAGACAAGGCAGAAGCUGAUUUAGGAGUAUCAGAUAGAUUAUUUGGAAUAUUAAAUCCUUUGUCAUUUUUUAAGAAAACUCAAGAACCUGUUGCGUCAAGCGUAGUGCCAAUAUAUAAAUCGCCAAUAAUUUAUAGAUCUGAUGACUAUUUUCAAAGAGAAUAAAAUAUAUAUAUAUAU
Molecule: messenger RNA, 554 nt
Organism: Pogonomyrmex barbatus (red harvester ant)
Lineage: Eukaryota; Metazoa; Arthropoda; Insecta; Hymenoptera; Formicidae
Gene: Blos4
Product: biogenesis of lysosome-related organelles complex 1 subunit 4
Cellular component (GO): BLOC-1 complex
Source: RefSeq, a predicted model, not a curated record